AUGGAGGUUGAGACGCCGCUAGCGGAGAUGCCGCCACCAAGCGCCGCCACUGCUGCCGUCUCCAACGGAGAUUCCGGUGCCGUGGCCGAGGGAAAUGGGGAGGCGGCGGCGGAAGGGGGUGGGGACAGCAGCAAUGGCGGGGUGGAGCAGCCAUAUCAGGGAAAGGUGAAGGGGAUUAUUUACCCUCCCCCCGACAUCCGGGCCAUCGUGGACAAGACGGCUCGCUUCGUGGCGAAGAACGGCAAGAGCUUCGAGGAGCGCAUCCAGGCCAGCGAGGAGGGCAAGAGCGCCAAGUUCAACUUCAUGCGCCCCCACGACCCGUACUACGCCUACUACGAGUUCAAGAUCCGGGACUUCGAGGAGAAUGGAGACGCACCCAGGGCGGCUCCGGCAACGGCAGCCACUGCGGAGGCCGGGGAUGGUGAGGGGGGGGGCGCGGACGGGGACGAGGACGGGAGUGGUGCUGGUGCCGCUGGGAAGUCGGACAAGAAGGCCGCCCCGGCGUCCGUGUCGCGCAAGGCGGUGAUGGCCCCCAUUGCGAAGGCGGUCAAGUCCCUCAACAAGGCCACCGAACCGAGGGCUUUCGAGUUCAGCGUGGGGCACCCCACGGGUCUCACCGCUCUCGACGUUGACCUUAUCAAGCUCACGGCGCAGUUUACGGCUGUGGGGGGGAGAAACUUCCUGGCGGAGCUGGCUAAGCGAGAGGCCAGGAAUGAACAGUUCCAGUUCCUCAAGCACACGCACGCGCUCUUCAGCUACUUCACAAGCCUGGUAGACGCGUACACCAAGGUUCUCCAGCCGACCGCGACGCAGCGGGCGUACGUGGAGUCCGGGCGAGAUCGACAGCAAACGCUGGAGCGGUGCGUGCACCGGUGGGAGUUCGACAGGGAGAAGAAGGCCAAGAAGCAGGCCACGCUGGCAGCGGCAGACGCGGACAGGAUAGCCUUCCGGUCCAUCGACUGGCACGACUUCGUGGUCGUCGAGACGAUUGAAUUCCCAGAUGACGAGCUUGUGGAGCCAUUGGAGGGACUAGACAUUGCGGAGGAUGGAAUAGAGCUACCGCCACCUCCCGCCCCCGAGCCGGAGGUUGACCUGGCUCCAAUCAAGCCUAACCUACUGCCGGAGGCAGAGGAGGAUGAUGACGAGGACAUGGACAUGGACAUGGACGAUAGCGACCAGGACGAUGACGAAGUUCCGCCGCCGCCCCUGCCGCCCGGCCCGCCGCCGCCGCCCCAGCACGGCGAGGAUGAUGACAUCCACGUGGUCACCGACUACAAGCCGGGAGUCGCCACGGGCUCCGCCACGGCCUUGCCAACCAUGGUCAUCGACCCCAUCACGGGGGCGACGGUGGCCGCGUCAGAGCUGUCGGAUCACAUGCGGAUCCAGCUCAUGGACCCGAAGUGGAGGGAGGAGCAGGCGAGAGCGGCGGCGAAGCAGAAGGACACCGCUCUCGCGGAGGGAGAAUCUAUCGCGGCGUCGCUCAAGUCGCUGGCGAGGAAGCGCGGGGAUAUCUUCGGGUCGGCGGAGGACGAAGAGCAGCAGCUGCUCAACGAAUCAAACGCGCGCAAGAAGCGGAAGGAGGAGGUGACCCGCGUGCUCUGGGACGGCAACAUCGCCACGGCCACCGCGGCCCGACAGGCCGCUCUCCAGAAGCAAAUAAACACCCCGAGAACUGCCCAACGGACCGGCCCCAUCUCCAACAUCGGCCCGCAGGUGUCCGGCAGGGGCGGCGGCAGGGGGGGCGCGCAGAUGCAGUCGCUGCCGCCGUUGCCUCCGGGGAACCCUCCGCCGCCGCCGCCGCCGCCUGCUGACGACGAAGAGGAAGGGGAUGUGCCGCCCCCGCCGCCCCCGCCAACGAUGCCCCCGCCGCUUCCGCGGUAACUGAAGGAGGGAGAAACAACGCCUUCGGGUUUCCCCCGCGGGUGGCUUGAUUUGGAUUGGGCGGCGGCGGGGACGCUGGUGGAGCGUCCCCGGGAUUAACGGGUUGGCUCGGUUCUAAGUUGUUGCUUGGAGGAGGGAGGAUGAAUGAUAGAGAGGGGAGGGGGUAGGCGACAGGCUGGGGGAGAGAAGGAAGGAGGGGUAGGGGCCAAGGAGAACCUACAUGCCGGAGACGGCUUUUGGCGGAAGGCCAUGCAGGGAGAAUGUGAUGCUAAACGAAGGCGCCGGAUCGUUUGACGCUCUUCGUCUGUGGAGUUUAAGCUGUGCUCUGGGCUAGGCCGAGGUGAUCAUGUCGGUCUUUGGGGAGUGGGAAUGGUUGGCGCCUGGUCUGGAGGAAGUGGCUAGAAAGGGGGGAGGAUUGGCGAGCUGACGUGAGGUGAGGGUGGAAGGCCGCGCUUCGGCUGAUCGAAGAGCGAAUCCACGGAAAGGGAAACAAAGCUUUUUUCCCCCUAUUUUACAAAAAAAAAAAGGGGAGUCGGUUGGACGAAGAUCGGAUUCGCCGAUUAAAAAUUCCUGCAAACUUGCUCCGACGGAUAGUUCUCUGCUUUUCGUUCAAGUGGUUUGUUUGCAGUGAACGCUGGCCACGCAAAAUGGCCUAGUAGAAUUAUCCAUAGUACAAUAGUUUUUGCUUGCCCUUCGGCGUGACAGCGACAAAACAAACAUCCCUUGUCGCAAGACCGAAAUCCCAUUCGUCGUAUCGGUAUGUCAUGCUUCGGAGAACAUCGUUGAAGGGUAUUUCUGAAGGCCUACGGCUUUCUAUCAAAUAUCCAAGUACUCGGGAUGAUAGUGGUGUGGGAUGCUUCCCGAGGAGGGUGCGUGUCGCUUCGGUACGAGUUUGUUGUUUUGUCAUGAUGUGAUGUGCAUCUGCUCUUGCGGAGAUAUCGUCUACGGAGAACACACCGAAAUGUCCUGUCGUCGCUGUCGUCAUGUCCUGUUUCAUGGUGUGAAAUAUUUCCACGUUUUGUGGGUCGUUGGGGGAAGAUGAUGAAUUUAUUGGUGGGGAGUGCCAUGAUGAUGAGCAUGGCGGCGUCCAUGCAGCAGGAUUUGCCAAUAGUUGUGUCGUCGUUGUCAGUAAGGGCUUGUGUGGCCACGAGGCGAUGGUAACGCAAAUUUGUCCAGACGAGGGGACGCGGGCGUUCUGGAUGCGACAUGACAUUGUUCGGGGUGCGGGUGUGAUGGCCCUGGAGUAGACUUCGGUAGUCCAAGAAACACGUCGCCGUUGAUGGUGUUCCUGCUGCAACAGUUGUCGGUAGUCGGAAGAAGUACGUCGUCAUGGAUAUGGUGUUCUCCAGGUGUGGAGGAGCAACAUCGUGUAUCCCUCGACGGGCAGGCAUGAUGUCAUAAUCGGAAUCGGUCGUGUUUUCCGUACAGCAGUACGUCGGCAUGGCUCCGACGGCACGAAACAAUUUUGUAGAGCCAGAGCAAUGCCAAGAUGAGCGUUAUCGCCAACAGUGGAUGGUCUGUCUGGUCGUUUGCAAAGGCGUGGGCCCGUUUAUCGCUCUCAGCCGGCCCGCAGGUUUCCGCGAGAGUUUUCAACAACCCAAGAGGCGAAGCAAAAGAUCCG
Ectocarpus siliculosus is the source of this 3502-nucleotide messenger RNA. The record is from the annotation of a GenBank genome assembly. NCBI's taxonomy places the organism in Eukaryota, Phaeophyceae, Ectocarpales, Ectocarpaceae.